AUGGAAACGGGAAAUCAACAAGAAAAAUCCUGCUUUUUCAAAAUAAUUAAAAACGUUACCCUAAGAUCAUAUUAUCCGCAAAUUAAGACUUUACACGAGUAUCUUUCGUCACAAUGUGGUGAUCAGGUUAAAUUGAUUCGUGAAGGGGAUCACGUUGAUUAUAUAAAUUUUUUGAAAACUUCGGCGAUAAGUGUCACGACUGAUAAACCUUUUCCAAAAAGUUCCUUUGGAGAGAUUCAAGAUUGCUCGUUUGAAGAUGUACAUGAUUGCGUUCAAUCGGAAAUAUUGAUCGAUGAGGAGUGUUUAAUCUUACCAUCAUUUUU
Messenger RNA from Acaulospora morrowiae, 323 nucleotides. Lineage: Eukaryota; Fungi; Glomeromycota; Glomeromycetes; Diversisporales; Acaulosporaceae. The record is from the annotation of a GenBank genome assembly.